Daphnia carinata is the source of this 3134-nucleotide messenger RNA. Its product is annotated as echinoderm microtubule-associated protein-like 2. Gene Ontology annotation, molecular function: microtubule binding. The record is from RefSeq and is a predicted model, not a curated record. The coding region runs from base 397 to 2973 and encodes 858 amino acids. Gene Ontology annotation, biological process: microtubule cytoskeleton organization. Gene Ontology annotation, cellular component: mitotic spindle. Lineage: Eukaryota; Metazoa; Arthropoda; Branchiopoda; Diplostraca; Daphniidae. The transcript has 22 exons.
AUUUAAAAUUUUCCGUUCACUUAUCGUUUUUUAACGAAAAAGAUCGUCCUGUUCCUUGUUUCCAGAAGGCAAUAGUUUCGCGCAAGAGCCGCCAUUGGAGCCACUAGUGUAACUAUCGGAAAAUAAAAAGUUCUUUGAAUCCGGUGUUGCCGGUACCGGCAAAUGCGAUAGGGAUCCGUCGGGCUAUCUAUAUCUAGUAAGCUUCAAAGUGUGGGCAAUGUCUGUGCGCCGUAGCUGCGGCAGUGAGCUGUGAGGAGUGACGGAAUCCAAGAGAGAGUGUACAUUAGUCUUGAGAAGCAGUUAUGCUCUACAUAGUCUCCCUUUUCAGAAAUAUUUGUGCCUCUUUUUUGGAAACAGUGAAUACGGAUUACUGAGCAGACAGCUUGAUUUUUAAGUAUGGCGAUGGAGAACGAUCAGGAUCUCCGUGAUCGUAUAAAUUCUUUAGAAAAGAGGCUAGACGACCAAAAUGAUGAAAUGGUGUGCCUUCGUUCCACUUUGGCUGACGCGUUGCGUCGAAUUGGUGCAAUUGAAACUCGGAGAGGUCCCAGCCCGUCCAAAGAACCAGUUCAUCGUCGUUUGGCUCAAAGCGUGAGCUCAUUGACAGACUGCAACACGCCUAUCUCAUCUCAAAUACCACGAGACGUGUCACGACGUCAAUCAUCCUCUGCUAAUGCGCCAAUCGCACACAGCCGGAAUUCGAAUAUGUCUCGGUCAAAUGGGUCACUAGUGUCCGAAUGCCCAAGCUCUAGCAGUGCGUCGCCUGCACCGUCACCGUCUCCGACAUCACGGCCACAACAUGUACAGUUCAACAGUUUGAUUUCCGAUAUUGGGCACGGUAGAACCAGAACGCCUAAUUCUUCUAUGCGAACAUCGUUUGUGUCAACACCGAAUAGUUUGCAAACCGCUAAACGGUGGAGUUCAACCAGUGACUUUGUACCCACUAACGGUCUCAUGUCAAGAAAAUCAGAUUCCAAUUCGUUGCUUAACCUCAACGCAAAAAAUCCUGUUGGAAACAUGACGAGAUAUGGGACGCGCAGUGCCGUUUACAGCAGUGACGAAGGUUUCGUCAAGUUUCCCUUUAAAGGUCGCAACAUCAAUCUUUACAUUCCCAGCGCACAACGGGAAACAUAUUCGUCGUCGAAGACUUUGCCACUCCCGGAUGCAAAACUAAAAAUGGAAUGGGUUUAUGGAUAUCGCGGAAAGGACUGCCGAUCAAAUUUGUAUCUUAUUCCAACCGGCGAACUGGUCUACUGCAUUGCGGCUAUUGUCGUACUUUUCGACGCCGAAGAGCACGGACAGCGAUUUUAUCUUGGCCAUACUGGCGACGUGAAAUGCUUAGCUGUUCAUCCCAACAAGUUAUUGAUUGCGUCCGGCCAAACAGCUGGUCGUGAUCCUUACGAAGGCACGCCCCAUGUUCGGAUAUGGAAUUCAGUCAGCCUUCAAACCCUUUUUGUCCUUGGGCAAGGAGACUUUAGCAAAGCUGUUUCAUGCGUUGCAUUUUCAAAAGCGGAUGGUGGCAGCAUGUUACUGAUUAUAGAUGAGUCGCCAGACCAAACGUUAUCCUUGUGGGAGUGGCAAAAGGGGGAAAGAGGGCAAAGGAUUGCGGAAACAAGGUGCUCUUCGGAUUUGGUAGUGGCAGUUGAAUGGAAUCCCGUUCCGAGAGAACGUUUCGCCUUUGUUACUAGUGGAAAAGGACACGUGUGUUUCUGGUCCCUCGAAAAUGGUACAUUAGGCCGCAAGCUAGGCGUCUUCGAAUCACGUGAUAAGCCAAAAUAUAUUACCUGCCUGGCAUUCGCUGAUAACGGAGACUGCAUUACCGGCGAUUCCAAUGGAUCUCUCAUAAUUUGGUUAAAAGGAUCAAAUGUGGUUCAGAAAACCAUUCGUAACGCGCACGAAGGACCCGUUUUCUGCUUGCUUACCCUAAAAGACGGGCGGCUUGUCUCCGGAGGCGGUAAAGACGGUCAACUAGUUCUCUGGGAUUUGCCAUCGUAUCGAAGGACGGGAUACAUUACAGAAAUUCCGGAGAAGUAUGGAAAUGUGCGCGUUGCCGUUCAAGGAAAAGGAUCGCACAUCUUAGUCGGCACGACGCGGAACUGCAUAUUGAGAGGCAGCUUUGACAUACCAUUUACACCUUUAAUGGUUGGUCAUACGGAGGAAUCAACGGGCUUGUGCGUUCAUCCCUCACAGUCACAGUUUUUGUCUUAUGGCUACGAUGGACGACUUCAGCUGUGGGACACCAUGAGUCGUACCAUAAUUUGGGGCAAAGAUAUCGGAGACCCGAUACAGUCAGCCUGUUUUUCGCCUGAAGGCCAAGUCCUUGUUAUUGCCAGCACUUCUGGAAAAUGGUUUGUCAUGGAUUCACAGACCCGAGAUAUCUAUGCAACGCAUAUGGAUGGCACUGAGCCAAUUCAGGUAGCGAAAUUUUCGCCAAAUGGCAAGAUGUUGGCCAUAGGAUCCAAAGAUGCAUCAAUCUACAUCUACCAAGUCUUGGAUAAAUAUCGAAAAUAUUAUAGAGUGGGAAAAUGCGUGGGCCACACGGGAUUUGUCAGCCAAAUGGAUUGGGCCUGCGAUAAUUUACAUCUUCAAACAAAUUCUGGAGAUUGUGAAUUACUAUAUUGGAAUACAGGAGUUUGCCGUCAAAUAACGCAACCGUCCAGUAUGCGAGAUAUGGAGUGGGGCUCAGUUACGUGUCCAAUUGGCCCCACCUCUUUCGGAGUUUUAUCCGAAGGAAAUGAGGGAACUGACGUCAAUUCAUGUUGCGCAUCUCAUUCCAGGAAACUUUUAGUCUCAGGAGAUGAUGGAGGUCGCCUUAAGUUAUUCACGUAUCCUUCAUCUCAACCCAAAUCGCCUUGCCAUUCCUACCAAGGACACAGCAACAUUUCGUGCGUUUGUUUCUUAUCAGAUGAUACACGAGUUUUGUCGGCUGGAGGCCGAGAUUCAUCAAUAAUUCAAUGGACUGUAGAAAGUUCGUAGGGUCAUCCUGGGUAUGAAAUUUGAACGUGAAGGUGAAAUGGGAAGUUUAUUGCCUUGCCACGUUUGUUGUGCUAUAUUUUUAACGUUAAUUUACAGAUCUUUUAUUCUUGAAAGAAAUAAUAUCCAAUGCACUAAUUUUGUAGCUGUAUUUCAUCAUUAUC